AUGACGGCUCCUUUCGCCAAAGGUUUCAGCACGGCAUAUAAAAGAGCCCGCUCUCAGGAUAGCCCUACGCCCUUGGCAUCACCGCCAGUGUUAAAAGCGACCAAGAUUGAAGAAGAAGAAGAAGAAGAAGAAGAAGAAAAUGAACAAGGGGCUCAAGUUGAGUCCCGGAUCCCGGCUUUCCUCCAUCAAUCACAAAGCGCUGUUCGAGCUAAAUUCAAUGACUUGGCAUGGAAGGAGAAGCUCCGCAUCUUGCAAGGUCGGAGCGAUCCAUCUUCACAAUGGGUGCAGGAUACAAGCCCUCAUGUCAUGAGGCGGAAUCGUUACGGUAACGUCCAGCCAUGGGAAAAGUCGCGCAUUCAUCUCAAAGUUGCCGAAGGAAAGUCCGACUACAUCAAUGCCUCGCCCAUAUCACUGCGCGAUCCACGAACAGGAGUAGAAACUAAGUUCAUAGCAACCCAAGGUCCCAAACAAUCGGGUUUGAGCCAUUUCUGGCACAUGAUAUGGCAGGAAACCACCGACGUAGCUGUCAUUGUUAUGCUAACCCAAACCCAUGAUGGGACAACGGAGAAAUGUUUUCAGUAUUUCCCUUUGAAUGUCGAGGCCGGAUAUUUUAAGGUAGAACCGCUAGACAGAGCGAGAGACACUCCGGAAGGCAGUGUAACUUUCUUGGAAUACCAUUUGGAUAUGGACUCAAAGACAGAAAUCCGCAAGUUAUCCUUGAGAUUUGGUGCAGAAACGAAGGAUGUAUGGCAUUUCUUGUUCUCCGGCUGGCCGGACUUCGCUGUUCCCGAAGACAACAACCGCACUGCGCUCCUGGAGCUCUUAAAGCUUUGCGCAGAGAAGAACACUUCGCCCAGCAAUCCUAGGAUUAUCCAUUGCAGCGCUGGGGUGGGACGAUCAGGAACUUUCAUCGCCUUAGAAUAUCUUCUUGCUCAAGUGGAAUCAGGUGCAAUACUGGACGCUAAAGAAGGCGAAGACAUGAUUUACGAGGUGGUGAACUGUUUGAGAGAGCAGAGAAUGCUCAUGGUGCAAAUGGAGGGACAGUACCAAUUUCUUUACGAUGUCAUUCGUGAUCAGCUCAAGGAACGGCAGCUACAGGCAUCCAGGCAGCACUCCCCAAAGCUUCAAGUGCAAGCGAACGGCACGAAGGCAGCAAUUAUUGAUGACGCCAGUAAUGCAGGUGGCUUUUUCAGCAACGUGAAGACUGAUGAAAGUCAGGCCGCAGCCGUAGCAGAGAUGAAAUCUGGUGAAGGCCAGGUCGAAGAGUCCAAGCCAGCAGGUCAGGACCCCGGUGAGCAGUAA
Letharia columbiana is the source of this 1302-nucleotide messenger RNA. RefSeq lists its product as uncharacterized. Gene Ontology annotation, biological process: protein dephosphorylation. The transcript has 3 exons. Gene Ontology annotation, molecular function: protein tyrosine phosphatase activity. NCBI's taxonomy places the organism in Eukaryota, Fungi, Ascomycota, Lecanoromycetes, Lecanorales, Parmeliaceae. The coding region runs from base 1 to 1302 and encodes 433 amino acids. The record is from RefSeq and is a predicted model, not a curated record.